GCUUUAGGAGAGAGACUGAGGCCACUGGGUUUACACAGGCAUUUUAUUCACAAUGGCUUGGAUUCUGGGGCUUGUCCUUUGGUCAUUGUUUCCCACCGAAGCCUAUCAACAAGUCUUCCUCCCCAGCCAUGCCGCCCGAGCCCUGUUAUUGGGCAGGCAGAAACGGGCCAACUUCCUGCUGGAAGAGCUGAGGCCCGGCAACCUGGAGCAAGAGUGCUUUGAGGAAAACUGCAACUUUGAGGAGGCCAGGGAAGUGUUUGAAGAUACGGGAAGAGCGUGGGAAUUCAUGAGAACUUAUGCUGAUCUUAAAGAUGCGUGUGCAUCAACACCUUGCCUGAAUGGUGGGACAUGCCGCAAUGGCAUCGAUGAGUAUAACUGCACUUGCAGGACAGGUUACGAAGGCAGGAGCUGUGAGAUUGCAGAAAAUGACAACUGUGCAUCAAAACCAUGCAAAAAUGGAGGAUGGUGCAAGAAUGAUGCCACACAGUACGAGUGCCUCUGUGAAAUUGGUUAUCACGGUCUCAAUUGUGAACUUGGUCCCAUUGACUGUUCAUCACAUGGACAAACCUGCGACCACUUCUGUAAGCCACAUGAUGGCAUUUACAUCUGUCAAUGUGCCCAAGGAUAUAAACUUGGAGAUGAUGAAAGGAGCUGUGUGCCUGAAGUACCUUAUCCAUGUGGAAAAGUAAUGGUCACUUCAUCAACUGAAGACACCGAAUUGAUCCUCAGGGUGAUUGAUGACGGCCAGAGUAGGAGGGGCGAAUACCCUUGGCAGGUGCUCUUAAAUCAUGACAACAAAACAUUCUGUGCAGGUGCCAUUCUAAAUGAGGACUUUGUGCUAACCUCAGCUGACUGUGUAAAGCAGUUGCGUUCCUUCACAGUUGUCGUGGGAGAGCACAACCUGGAAGUGAACGAAGGCGUUGAGCAAAUCCACAAUGUCAGUCAAAUACACAUUCAUUCAAGAUACUCCCCAGCUACUUUCGAGAAUGACAUUGCGCUCUUGAAGUUAGAGACACCGAUUGAGUUUAACAACUACACCAUUCCCAUCUGUCUUCCUGAAACAGACUUUGCUGAAUUCUUUUUAAUGAACUCUGAAUAUGGGGCCAUCAGUGGAUGGAAACUGAAGCAAGGCCAUGUUGACCAGCCAGUUCUUCUCAGCAUUCCAUAUGUUCCUUAUAUCAAACAUUCCAAAUGUGAGGGGAUGCAGCACUUUCCCGUUGUACAUCGAAUGUUUUGUGCAGGUAUCGAAGAACUGGCAGACCCACUGUGUUACUUAACCAGAGGAAGUCCCUUUGUCACUAAGUAUAAGGAUGUCUGGUAUAUGACAGGCAUAAGUUUAGGGGGAGGAGAAUAUGACUGCAAUGUGAUACCUGUUUAUACAAAGGUAUCAAGAUACAUCAGCUGGAUUAAAAAAAUAAUGGCCCAAUCAUCCUUGGGACUCUAGCUGUGCAGCCGACAUUAAGUUAAUGCAACUUCAGGAAGUAUUUGUGUUACUAAUGCUCCUAUAGACAGAGACACGGUAGUGGAGAAUUGAGUUGGCAUUCAUAAAGCAUAGAAAUGAUUAAAAAUUGAUUACUGACUCAAGUCCUACUUCUGUUCCCAUAUUCAAACUCCAUAUGGCCAUUUGCAAGAAUAAAAAAAUGGAUGCUUACCCUUGUAGACAGCAACUGGUCUUAGCCAUGCCAGAAACUAUGUAAAGCUGCUGAUGGGAUUGAAAACUGCUGUACCGAACGGAUAGCAUGGAAGCACUCGGAUGCAGGGGAUAGCAAUGAUGUUGGUUGUAAAGUUGGUGACUAUUGAAUGUUAAUUACAAUACUAAUCAGGACAGCGACUAUUGCAAUUAUGUUGUUUGUGGCAGCAAACACAGCGGUGCUGAUAAUCAAUGGUGGUAAUUAGUGAAAUAUUUGUAUCUCCCAGACACAACAUUGCGUUCAUAGUUGUUUUUGAACAAUUGUAUGCAAGAUGACAGAUUUCUAACAGAACUUCUGCAAUUACAUUUUCUUCUUUCCUAACCUUCGUUUAUGGAGCUUCAGAACAAGCACUGGUACAGACUAACAAAUGAAAAAUACAAUGUUGAUUUGAAUAUUUAAGCCUAUGCUAGUUGAUGUCCUGUGGUAAUGCACAUAGGAGCAAAAGACCAGAGAACGCCAGCGAGAAUGACCAGUCACUGCCAAGAGGAGCAGCGUUAUCGGACAGCUGAGAUGGCUCAUUCACAGAUACAAAAUGAGUGAAUGUCUCCUCAGAUCAAAACCCAGGGAGGUAGUUACUUGUCCUGAUCCGUGUAAAAACAUUGGUCCUUGAGGCUAACUAUCAAAUUAUAAUAAUGGCGCCAUUCCCCACUAUCCUAUAGACAGACAUCUAACAAUGGAGAUUGCAUCAAUAAAUCCAGCAAUUUUAUAUUA
Messenger RNA from Rhincodon typus (whale shark), 2402 nucleotides. Its product is annotated as coagulation factor X-like. Bases 53 to 1444 code for a protein of 463 amino acids. Gene Ontology annotation, biological process: blood coagulation; proteolysis. Gene Ontology annotation, cellular component: extracellular region. Gene Ontology annotation, molecular function: calcium ion binding; serine-type endopeptidase activity. The record is from RefSeq and is a predicted model, not a curated record. The transcript is spliced from 9 exons. NCBI's taxonomy places the organism in Eukaryota, Metazoa, Chordata, Chondrichthyes, Orectolobiformes, Rhincodontidae.